This is a messenger RNA of Ramularia collo-cygni, 837 nucleotides long. RefSeq lists its product as uncharacterized. The transcript has 2 exons. NCBI's taxonomy places the organism in Eukaryota, Fungi, Ascomycota, Dothideomycetes, Mycosphaerellales, Mycosphaerellaceae. The coding region runs from base 1 to 837 and encodes 278 amino acids. The record is from RefSeq and is a predicted model, not a curated record. Gene Ontology annotation, molecular function: transcription cis-regulatory region binding; DNA-binding transcription activator activity, RNA polymerase II-specific. Gene Ontology annotation, cellular component: RNA polymerase II transcription regulator complex.
AUGCAGCGCACGGCCGAGCAGGGAGGCCUCGAGAUGAGUCUUCGCGAAGCACUCGCUUCCCAGAGCACAUCUGGCUCUGCUCCUCCACCGUAUCCCCCCGCUGCAGCUCCACACCCUCAGCAUGAGCCGCACCACGAGCAGCACCCGCAGCAUCCAUACCCACCAUCUGAAGGCAGCCCCCGCGCGCAACACCACCAUCUUGACCCGAGUGUGACCGGCCAGCAAAUGCCAUAUGCUAUGGCGAGCGAUGAGCAGAUGGAUGAUGGCAUGAGUCCUAAUACUCAGAAGGGGAAGAGGGAACUUUCUACUAGCAAGCGAGCUGCACAGAACCGGGCUGCGCAGCGUGCAUUCCGUCAGCGUAAGGAAGGAUACAUCAAGAAGCUCGAAGAGCAAGUCAAGGACUUUGGCAAUCUGGAGCAAAACUACAAGGCGUUGCAAAACGAGAACUACCAGCUUCGCGAGUACAUUCUGAAUCUGCAAUCUCGCCUGCUGGAGAAUCAGUCCGACUUCCCACCCGCUCCAUCCCACAUCAACCUUCACGCCGUUCCGCAUCCACCGGGCGCUGGCGCAGACGGCACCUACGCCGCGGAGCAGCAGCUUCGACGCGAAAUGGAGCAGCGGCACGAGAUGGAACAGCACCACGACAUGGAGCAGCGGAGGCCACCGCCGGCGCCUGUCGUUGCCGGUGAGGAUCCAGUUCAACACGAUGGAAUCAGUCAACUUCAAGCAGCGGCAGCGCAGGAGCGUGCAUACCCAGGUGGUGAUCCUUAUGCUGGAGCACGUUCGCAUGCGGAAGACAGUGGCCAGGCGAGUAGUGAUGCGAAGCCAGUAUCGUAG